AUGAGUUGGCAACCAGUACAGGCCGAUGGUCUUGAACAAAUUUUAACAUUAUUACGUCAAUCUCAAUCACCUGACACACAAAUUCAACGACAAGUUCAAGCACGUUUAGAAUCACUUAAUCAAUAUCCAGAUUUUAAUAAAUAUCUUGUUUAUAUUUUAACUAAAUUAACUGAUGAACAAGAAGCAACACGUUCAUUAUCAGGUUUAAUUUUAAAAAAUAAUGCUAAAUCACAUUAUGAAAAAUUUCCUGAUGAAGUUCGAUCAUAUAUUAAACAAGAAUGUUUAUCAGCAUUAGGUGAUCGUUCACCAUUAAUACGUGCAACUGUUGGAAUAUUAAUAACAACAAUUGUUACUAAAGGUUCAUUAGAACAAUGGCCUGUUCUAUUGGAACAUCUUUAUACAUGUUUGGAUUCACCAAAUAUUAAUUUAUGUGAAGGAGCAUUUGGUGCUUUACAAAAAAUUUGUGAAGAUAGUGCUGAUCAACUUGAAAAUGCACCAUCACAACCUUUAAAUGUACUAAUACCAAAAUUUAUACAAUUUUUUCUUCAUUCUCAACCGAAAAUUCGAUCACAUGCUAUUGCUUGCGUUAAUGAAUUUAUAACACCACGUGCAACAGCAUUAAUGUCCAAUAUAGAUCGAUUUCUUGAGAAUUUAUUUCAAUUAGCAAAUGAUACAGAUUCUGAUGUAAGAAAACAUGUUUGUCGUGCAUUAGUUAUGCUUGUUGAAGUUCGUAUUGAACGUUUAAUUCCACAUAUGCAACAAAUAAUUGAAUAUAUGUUAUUAACAUCUCAAGAUAGUGAUGAUGCUGUUGCAUUAGAAGCAUGUGAAUUUUGGUUAAUGAUUGCUGAUCAACCAAUAUGUCGUGAUGUUUUACAACCAUAUUUAGAUAAAUUAUUACCAGUUCUUUGUAAAAAUAUGAAAUAUUCAGAAAUUGAUAUUAUUAUAUUACAAGGUGAUAUUGAUGAAGAUGAACAUAUACCGGAUCGAAUUGAAGAUAUUCGUCCAAGACAUCAUCGAACACGUACAAGACAAUAUGCACAAAAUUUAUUAGAUAAUAAUAAUUCUACUGAUCAAUUGAAUAAUGCAACGGAUACAAAUAAUAAUUCAACAACAGCUACACCACCUAAUAGUCAAUCAGAUCAACAUCUACCGGAUGACGACGAUGACCUAGAUGAUGAUGAUGAUGAUGAUGAUGGAUCAGGUAUUUCAUUUGCAUUAUUAUAUGAAUUACAUUUAUUAUAA
Molecule: messenger RNA, 1242 nt
Organism: Rotaria sp. Silwood2
Lineage: Eukaryota; Metazoa; Rotifera; Eurotatoria; Philodinida; Philodinidae
Source: the annotation of a GenBank genome assembly